This is a messenger RNA of Drosophila rhopaloa, 4437 nucleotides long. RefSeq names its product DNA-binding protein Ikaros. The transcript is spliced from 5 exons. Lineage: Eukaryota; Metazoa; Arthropoda; Insecta; Diptera; Drosophilidae. Gene Ontology annotation, biological process: regulation of transcription by RNA polymerase II. Gene Ontology annotation, molecular function: RNA polymerase II cis-regulatory region sequence-specific DNA binding; DNA-binding transcription factor activity. The coding region runs from base 371 to 2530 and encodes 719 amino acids. The record is from RefSeq and is a predicted model, not a curated record.
CGCAGUGUACGCAAAUCGCAAAUUGCAAAAGUAAUGCCCCCGCCGCUACAUGGAAAUUGAGAAACAUAGAUCCAAGAACUGCAAUAAUGCCCUAGUGUGUGUGUGAGAGAGCCAAAGAGAGCGCCCCAGUGCACGUGUGUGUGUGUGUGUUAGAAUGCACCUUGUGGUAUUUUGAAAUCUAAAAUUGCCAAACACCCAGCGCGUUUCUUUUUUUCGAGAGCAUUGCAAAAGACUCCAGCUGUGCUAAUGCUAAGUUAAAACGAAUAAAAACGAGAAACUGAGCAAAAAACCGAAGAACCAAAGAACUAAAAAACCGAGAAAAAGAAACUUAAAAUCAGAAGCCAAGGCUGCCGCUCUUUCAUUUUAGCGGAUGGCCGAAACGAUCAGCACAGCGGCCAGCGGCAUGGAGUUAGCCCUAAAGGAUCCCAGUCCGACAGUGGGAGGCGGCAUCAUUGUGGACAUGACGCCCACUACGGCGGCCCUGCUGCAUCACAAUGCGAUGGCUCUGCGGAGUCUCAAGGAGGCCGCCUCAUCCGCCUCCGAAUCAGAGCUGCAGGAGCCGCGAUCGCCGACGCCCACGCCCACGAAUCUCAGCACCGGCCCCCACUCGCCGCCCAUGACCUUUCGUUGCGAGCGAUGCGACAGUUUCGAGACCAGUUCGCGAGCCUCCCUGCUGCUCCACGUGGUCCAGUGCCUGGCGGGGCAGGCGGCGGCGGCGGCAGCGGCGGCGGCUGCUUCGGCGCGGCUCAAGAGCGAGGAUCUGCAGGAGCCGGAGAACAUGAGCCUGGGCCACAUGGAGGGAGGCAAAGGUGAUGGCCAUGCAGGCAACGGUUCCAGCUCUUCGGCCAGCUCCUCACCGGCGGGAAACAGCGGCGGCGGAGGAGGCGGGGGCGGCGGCAACAGCAGUUCCCGCAAGGUCUUUGAGUGCGAUGUGUGCAACAUGAAGUUCUCCAACGGCGCCAAUAUGCGGCGACACAAGAUGCGACACACGGGUGUCAAGCCGUACGAGUGCCGGGUGUGCCAGAAGAGGUUCUUCCGCAAGGACCACCUGGCGGAGCACUUCACCACGCACACCAAAACGCUGCCCUAUCACUGUCCGAUCUGCAAUCGCGGCUUCCAGCGCCAGAUUGCGAUGCGUGCCCACUUCCAGAACGAGCAUGUGGGCCAGCAUGACUUGGUGAAGACAUGUCCGCUUUGCAGCUACCGAGCGGGCUCCAUGAAAUCGUUGAGGAUUCACUUCUUCAACCGGCACGGCAUCGAUCUGGAUAAUCCGGGACCGGGUGGUACCUCCUCGUUGCUUCUGGCCCUCGAAUCGCAGGCUUCGGCGGCGGCGGCAGCAGCGGCAGCUAGUUAUGUGCCUCCUGGCCUCAGUCCCGUGCCCGUGCAAUCUCAGUCCCAGCAGCAACAGCAGCAGCAACAGGUUGCUCCUCCGGCCAGCGACAGUGGGGAGUCCAUGAGAUCCCUCGAGAACGCCACGCCUCCAAUGCACUUCCUCACGCCGCACGUGGAGAUCUCGACGCUGGGUGAGAGUGGCAAUACGGAGCUGUUUAAUCUGAUUUGCGUUUGGCGUGAAUCUGCAUUACAGGGCAACAACAACAACAACAACAACAACAACAACAACAACAACAGCUGCGCAACCAACAACAACAUCAACAACAACAGCGGGAGCAACUCCAUUAGCAAUGGAAAUGCCGAGUCCAAUGGCGAUAAGGUGAAAGAUCGAGCCCUCAUCAUGCAAUCGCCGGUGGAGUUGCCCAUGGAUUGCAACACAAAGGCCACGCCCAUCACAUCCAGCACCACAGCCAGCAAUCUGAGUGGAGGUCUCAAGAGCCACCACCAGCAUCCGCACCACCACCACCACCAUCACCACCACGAGAACCACAUAACGCCGUCGAUCAGUCUGAUACCCAUUAAACAGGAGCCCAUGGUCGAGGAUGUGGAUAAGAAGGACCUGAUGAACGGCAGUGAUCCCAGUAGCGAUACAGAACAGGCUUCCAAUAACAGUAGCAACAGCAGCAGCAACAACAACAGAAUCACCUCACUGAUCAAGGUCUCGCCACUGAAAUCGCUCCUGCGCGAAGAUCUCAAGCGGCGCAUCUGCGCGAAGGCCAACAACCGGAUCACCCGGAACGCCACACCGCUGGAGAGUAAUAACAACAAUUCCGUGCUGUCCAACAGCUUGAGCAAUGGAUCGGGUCGAGGAUCGCCCGGGGUUAAUGGCGUCAGCGGUGGCGGAGGAGGCGGGGGACCGCCCACACCAGCGACGCCCAAUGCCACGAAUGGCGCCGGCUCGACGCCCAUCUGCAACGGAACGAUCACGUCGACCGGCCAGGACGGAGACCUGCUGCUCAACCGCAAGCUGAUCCUCACCUGCCACUUCUGCGGCAUCGAGUUCCCCGACGAGACGCUGUACUUCCUGCACAAGGGCUGCCACUGCGAGAGCAAUCCGUGGCGGUGCAACAUCUGCGGCGAGCAGCUGAACAACGUCUACGAGUUCAACUCGCACCUGCUCAGCAAGAGCCACCAAUAGCAGCCACAGUUGGCCGGCAAGUAGGUGGACCCAAAAGCUUGCCGGCUCGGGAUCUGGACGGUCCCCCGAAUCAAACCAGAUUCAGAAUAUUUACUUAGCUCAAUUUUGAGAGAUUUUCCACAACCAGGCACACAGUUAAGCUCAGAGCAAAUUAUACACUUACCAUCUAGUUCUACGUUUAAACUUACGUCUACGUUACAUAUAUAGUUAGUUAGAGAUAACUCAUCAUAUUUUUAUGAUCUGCAUGCAGAGAGUAUGAAAAUCAAAUGAGAGCUACGUAGUUACCUAAUCCCUUAAAGAGUCGAACAGUCGAAAAGUCGAGAUUGCAGAAUCAAAAACGGAAUGCGAUGGAUAUACAUACAUAUAUACCUUCCCGGAAACCAACCCUGUUAUGUAGUCUUAUUAUGCAUUAGGUUUGUAGUUUAGUCCUUAAGUACUUUGGCAAUAAUUUCCAGCCGGUUCAACUGGCCAGCAAACACUUGCGUCAACGCGGGUCCGCUUAAGUCGGUUUUAGUGCAUUAUAUAGCUAAGGCUCGCCUCAAAGGUGGCAGUUUAUGGUUUUAAACAUCCACACUUCACACUCGACACACAUAGAUACAUCUAAUAUAUAUGCCCAUACAUUUGCAGCGAAGGGCUUUAAAUUUGUUAUGUUUUCAGAGUUUAAUACGACGCAGCAAGUUUGAUUACGCGGAUAUAAACGAGAAGCUAUAUCUACAUAUAUUUACAUAUAAACAACAGGAUAUAUUCGUACAUAGCCAGGUUAUAUACACCACUCUCACACAGAUACAGAUACCGAUGCAGACAUAAACACAGAUACAGAUAUAGAUCCGGAUUCAGAUUCAGAUUCAGAUAAAGAUUCUUUUAGCUUAGCAGAGGGUUAACGAAUUAUGAAUUCAAUUAUUAUACUCGUACCUUUUACAUAGCUCCUAGUUUGAAUAACUAAUCUAACACAAUAACAGCAACGAUCGAGUUUCUUCGAUUGUGGAAAACAUUUCGAAUAUUCGCACAGUGCUGCUCGUAAGUUUGCAUACAACUGGAGCGUAGGAACAUUUUUUAAACAAGCAAGACAAAAACAUGCAAAAAUUACAAUUGUGAUACGAAAUUGUUGUAAAUAAUUGGUAAAUCGAAAUAUGAGUAACAUGAACUUUAUCGUUUAGACAAAACUAUGCCUUAGAUGCCUAUGAUAUAGCAUUACAUACAUAUACUGAUAUACUGAUAUCUACAUCUACGAUACGAGCGAUCACUGUACAAACAACCAACUGGACAAGAAACUGUUGAUUAGUAUAGUUAACUUUAGUGUAAAUCAAAAUUUGAAAAUGAAAUCCCCCGAAUCCCUCCACCUACCUCUGUACCCCCUCCCCGAUUCCCGUCCCCUUCCGGCCCCACCCCCUUUGCUGACGUCACGGGUUGUAUGCAGCCAGCAAGGCGCCACUGUGCGCUAAAUUUUACUUCAAAUUAACAUCCGUCCAUGAUGUUCACAAAUUCUAGCGAAAAUAACACACUUAUCCAUAAUGCUUAUGUACGUAAAAACAAAAAAGAGGAUUCGAAGCCAACCACAUUGUUUAGUUCCCAUCUUCUUCUGUUAUUCGAUCUGUACUUUUAGGUAGCUUUAAUUCAUAGUCGAAGGUUUUUGUUAAUAAUUUUUGUUGUUCAUCCGUUAGCACAUUAGAAGACACCUGCAGCACUUGCACAUUAUGUACAUUACGUUCUUCCCAACUUCUUCUUACAGCAAUAUAUGGUAAUCACCCCUUUAUUUUGCUCUUCUCUAGCCAAUUCACACGUGUAAAAAUGGUUUGUUGUGUUCAGUUAAUAUUUACUACUUACUACUCGGUAAUUUACCACAUAGGGCUUAAUUUUGUUUUUGUUUUUAACUUUGUUAAUAAACUAGCAUCAAGUUGUUACACAAA